UAAAUACUACAACUGUUGUGAAAACUUCAUUUGAAGUUGGAAUGGGCAAAACCCCACACUCUUGGGCACAUUGUAGUAACGUUGGUCACUUGCGAUACCUAUAGCAUAUGGAAGUGUUAGAUCAGUUUCUGGUAAGUUACUGUGUGGUACAUCACAUCUUGCUUUUCUAAAAAGAAAUUUAGAAAGUGUUUUUGAAACUGUUAUAUGGAACUUCUAUCAUUGGGGGUUUUUUUGUUUGGUUGAGGUUUUUUUUACAGCUUCAUUUUAUUCGUGUACUUAUCAGGUUAAACAGUUAUCUUAAAAUGCCAGUAAUUGUUUGAACGCUGGUCUGUAAAUAAAACAUGAACUUAAUAUUUUAGAAAAUGUAAACUUCGGACCUUUACCAAUAUAUUUUUUUAAACUGUUGCUUCAUUUUACAUUCAGUAAUAUUAGUUUGUAAACAAACUAUACAUUUUGUACCUGUGCAACAUCAGAGGAUGUGUAUUCAUUGCAUUUUAUUGGUUCUCUUGAGGAACAUGAUAAAUGACCAUUGUUAAAAUGUUUUACUGUAUAUGAUCAUAGAUAUAAAGAUAGUAGGUCCAAAAUAGGAUCUACAUUUUUUUUCUAAAUAUAUUAGUUGUGCUAUGUUUUCUUAUCUAAAAUUGUGUUCACUUUUUUUCUAGAUUAAAUUGGGGUUGAUAAGAACGUACAAAACAGAUCUGUUGUAAUAAGAGUUCAAAAGUGUAAAAUGUGAAGAAAGUAAAUUUUCUCUAGGUCUACUAUGAAAAGUGCAAGAAACAAUGAGCUUAAAUUACAGCAGUAAACAUUUACAUUGAAAAAAAAAUCUUUUAAAUGGUUUGAUAAUUAAUUACUAAAACAAAAUACCUGGGGAAAUAUUGCAAUCUCCACUAGUGAUGACAUUCAAAAAAGGGUUAGACAAACAUAUGUUAGGAAUGGUUUAAAUAUGGUUAAUUCUGCUUUGAAGCUGAGGGAUACGAUGAAUAACCUCUCAAGAACAGCUUCAUUGGUUUGUUGUUGGGGGGGGGGUUGUUUUUUUGUUGGUUGGUUGGUUGGUCUUUUGAAAUGUAAUAAAUUAAAAUGGAUCUCAUAGGACAGUAGGCACUUAAGUAGAAAGACAGAGCUCAGGUCUUACAGUUAAAAGAAUAUUACCCCCUGACUUUCAAGCAGUCAGACUGUGAAUUUGAAAUUGUUAUAGAAAAACAGGCUUGCAUUAAAAGACUCACUACCAAAAGUGUGAUAACAUUCUGUGUUACAUCAGAGUAAAUUCUGCUAUUGCUAAAGCUUACGGCUGGAAAAGUUAACAGCUAUAAGGACUGUGUGAUGUUUGUAGCUUUUAAAAGCUGGGACAGAUUGAUAUUAUACAUAAUCUAAUACAGAAGUGUGCAGAGGCAUGAACAAAUGUUAUUGUUGCAUGUUCUUUGGGCAGGUAUAAACACUUUAUAUGAGACUUGGUCUUAAAAGUCUAUGACAGGAUCAAAUUAAAUGAAGUCAAUUGAAUUGCCUCCAUGUCAAAGGUUUUAAAAGGGGGCCUCAGCCUCCUGCUAGUUUUUAGGUGCUUAAGUGUCAGAAGACUGCUUAGCUGACAAUACUGGUUAAGAAGGCCAAGGCUCAGUUAUAUUUCUGAAGUUGAUUGAGAAUUUUCUUGGCAAUUCCUACUACCACCAUCUGUUUUAAGGAUGUGAAAUUACCUUAUUUUUUCUUUUUUUGAAAGCCAAUGGCUAAUUGUUUUUCUCCCUGGUUGUUUUUACUCAAGGCAGAGAGAAGGCCUUGGAAAAGUUUUGGAAGAGGUUUCAGAAAGAAGGUGUGGAUGUAAGAAGCUGUAUAUAUUUAUUGUUAAUAUGUUCUAAAUUAACCUGUUUGUUGUGUAUGUUCUGAAGGGAGGUUUGCUUAUAUAUUGUGGGGAUCUGUCGUGAAGUUCAGAUAAAUCUGUCUUCAUCUUAAGACACUACUGCUUCUGUCUCUCUCAUCUGUGCCAGAAGACAUCAUGUAUAAAAGCAGGUGUGCGUCAGCUCCGAGCCACCGAGGUUUUCCAGCCUGAUAAACAGGUCCCAGGGUACUACAAACAAUGUUUACAGGAACAAAGCAUUGUAGUGGCACUGCAGAUUGCUCAAACAGGAGGAUGGGGUAUACUAGAGCUCCACUCUGAGAUCAACACCUUACUUCUUUCUACUAUAGAAUUUGGAAAUGUGUCUCUGCUAGAUCCAGAGUCAUUAGCCAAGGACUUGACUGGACUGAAUUCCUUGCUGUAUAAAAGAAUUCCCGUGUAAUGGAAAGCCUCUGAAUUUUGGACUGUGAUUCAUUCAUCUGUCUCGGUGAAGGGACUGGCAACUUGCAGAGGUGUGGCAGGUGGGAGCAACGAUUGCUUUGAUUCUACUGCACAGUUGUAUGUGCAGUGAUGUUUUAGUUGAGUCAGUCAAUCUUUUAUUUAAACCUCCUGAAUUUAUCUAGGUCCUUAUUUCUUGUUGAUUGGCUUUCACUUUGGGUUCAACUUCUCUAACUUUGACUUCCAUCUAAAAGAGAAAGAUGCCAAUUUACUUAUGGGACUGUUGGAAGAUAACCAUUCAUGGGUGUGAGGCAUUCAGAUGAGAGGGUGGCAAUAAAACCAGCUAGAUGGAAGUGUGGCUUUUGGGAUCUAUUUACAACUGUGGAAGUCCUGUGGUGGACUCAUCUUGGUGCUACUUAAAAAUCCUGCAAUAAACAAAACAAAGAAACAAACAAAAACCCCAAGCCCACCCUAAAACUGUACAACUAUUUCUCCUAGACUCUGUCUAAAAUUUAUUCAUAUUUGUAAAUCUCAACCCUGGACUACUGUGCAGUUUAUCAGGUUAAUUAAGAAAGAUUAAUAGACUGAUGAAUUGAAACUGUGGUGACCACAUUUAUCUUCAAUGGUAUUCACUUUUUCCUGUCUUGAGAAAUGUUGCAUGUUCUUGCUUCUGACUUUCAAGGUGUCAUGUCUUUAGCUGCUGGAAAUCUGUGCAUCGUUAUUCUUCUGGAGCACUCACAGAAAGGUGAGAAGCCAGGGGCGGAGCAAGAUGAAGUUAAGCUGCAGAAUGCCAGCAAGCAGAUUGUGCAGACUGCUAUCCUCCGAGCAGUGCAGCAAGUUUCCCAGGAGAGCCAACAAAAGGAGAAGCGAACAAACAGUACAAGCCUCCAGCUAGAAAGAGGAAAACUAACCAAGAAGCAUGAAAAGAAGUAAGGGAACAGAUUGGUUUUUUCAGUCCUCCAGUCUGCAGAGUUUUCAGCCUUCUUUUUAGUAUCAACUGUAUUGCCAGUGCAAUGCUACUGUUGUAAAGCAAACCAAAGUAUUAUCACACCUAGACAUAGGGUAAAACUGCAAUAGUCCUCAGCUGAGAAAUAUUAAGUGCAUUAGAUGAAUAACUCCAUAUUUAUGCAGUGCCUCUUAACAGAAACAAUAACCAUAGCUAUAAAAGUAGUUUCAAGCACAAACUCUUAUGAUAUGAACUUAUUCUCCAAAGCUUGCUGUCAGAGCACUUUCAUGUUAAGUUCUGAGUGCAACAUUUAUGUCAGUUCAGCUGGACGGACUCUUCUUUGAGCGAAUGGGUUCACUGAAGUUGUCUUUACCGAAGAAAUAGUUUACUGUCAAGUAUAGCAGAAUGAUUUCAGUCUCCCUUGAAGCACGGGUUUGUACUUUGCUUUGAUUAGACAUGAGCUAUGUGAAAUGGAGUAUAAAGUGGAUUUGGCAAGUUCUGUGAACCAAUUUCUUUUUUCAUCUUGGAAAAAAAAAGAGCAAUCCAGUAAGACUGCAGUAACUGUGAUCUAUUACUGUGAUCAUAUACCUAUGAUCUCUGUCUUUUUUUAAGAAAGUUAAAAUAAGUACUGAAGUUUUAGUCUACUGAUUUGAAAUACUUCUAUACUUCUGCAUAAAAAUCACUUGUGCCUCAACUAUUCUAUUUAAUUUUCUUGAUAUUGAAAGAAGAUAAACUGAUGCAAUGAUAAGGAGUUCACCAAUAUAUUCUUCAGUUUUGCAGCUUUUCUGGGGCUUGAUUUACAAGACUGGAGUGUCUUAAAAAAGGGGUUGAAUUUAUUAAUAUCUUGAAGGAUGAAAAUAUACUGUGUCUGAAUACUGUCACGGUAGAUAUUUCUCACCUGCUGUGCUUAAAGUGACUUUAUAUAUUUGCAAUUGUAAGGUAGAUUCACCUUAAAUAGCACUGCAUUAAGCUGGUAAUACAGAGCUUACCCUUUAAGUGCUCUAUAUAGCUGAAGAAAUCCAUGAUGUUUCAGAAAAUACAAAUUAAAUAAAUGUUCCCUUCACUUUUAUGCUCCCUUUCUGUAAUGAUGAUUGUGCUAUUAUACGUCUGAAAUUAAUAACUGUGUGUUUAAUUCUAGAAAUGGGUUGUAACUCUGCUUCAACUGAAUUCCUGUAGUAAUGCACCUAGAAAUAUAGAGAAGCAGAUGUUCUGCAAAACUGUGAAUUGCUUUUCUACUCAUCUAGGUGGUUCUCAGGGUGGUUGUGGGUUAAACAAUUGGCUAUUACUUACUGUGUCCUGUUGCCUGUGUUAAACAAUUUUGGAUUCAUCAUGGCCAGAGGCUUAGCCAUUAAUAGCCACAUACUGUAAUAUUAAGUUUUUAAAUUUGCUUGGUUUGUUUCUUUUUUUUUUUUUAACUUAACAGCACCGACUCAUACAAGAUAAUAAUCUAGCUCAAUCUUCUUUCACUUAAAAAUUAAAACAAGAAUUCAUUAUGAUUAAAAUUGUUUCAAAUCAGCUAAUGAUGAAAACUGACUCAGAUUCCAAGUACACAGAUGGUUCAGUUCUGUAAACACUGGGUGAAUGUUUUUAGCCAAGCAAACUUUGAAAGGUGAAAGUGAUUGGGUCUUGAGGCAUGUGUUUUGUUUUAAUAGUAGUUGUUUUACCAUUAGAUUUUUUGUCAGUUCACCUUUGGUUGGGAGGUAACUCUUUUCUAAGCACUCUUUGCAUCUUUGCUUUCUGAGAGCCUAAGAAAACUGAUCAUGACUAAAGGUUCAAUUCUGAAACUGAUGAGCAGGCAAGUCCAGUGGAUGAGAGAGAGCAAACCUUUUGGAGAGACUCUGUGGUGCAAAACAGUGUUUGCCACGGACUCACCUACAAUGCUGCAGGAAGGAGAGAUAUCAAACAUAUCAAUUUCUUUGAAAUUAUUCUACUCCUUUAAUGUUUUUUGUCACUAUAAAUUUGAAAUGUGUUUGUGUUGGGGUUUUUUUUGUAUUCCUGGUAAUUAUGUUAAUAAUCUUCAUAUAAUUUUAAAACUUGUUUGAAUGUCAUGGUUUUUUUAAUUAAUUUUUAAUUUUAGAGAAAGAAUAAUUUCAAAAGCCAGUGAUUCCAGGCUUUUGCCACUGCUUUAGAUGACCCUAUUCCACUCCUGGUCCCACUCCUCCCACUAUACUGUUAUACAAUAUCUCUUUACUGUCCUAGUCCUUUCAGACACACUAUUACUCAACCAUUUAGCACUCAUGUCCACCACUGUCAGAAUACCGAUGCCAUCAGAAGUCUAAUAUCUUGGAAAACUAAAAAUGGUAGGAAGCCUAGCAAAGCCUUGAGGAAGUUUUCUAUAGUCUCCUAUUGAGGACAAACAAAUACUGUAUCUUAAAUAGUGUAGUUUUCCCUGAGAGCCAAAUGAUGUGUCUCCAAUCUAGAGUAUACAUCCCUAAGUUAGAGCAUGCAUUUAGUAUUUCCUGUUGAUAACAGAUGUUCUGCACACCACUUACAUCCAGGAUAUGCAACUGAGGUUUGUACCACGUGAGAAAACUACACAAAAGUAAACUUUACCCUUGGUUCAUUAUAUGCUUACUACAUGAUGAAAGCGGAUAUUUUUUGGUAUUUUCUUCACUGACAGAUUAUAUUUUAUGGAGAAAAUACAGACUUUACAAAUUAUUACAGAUGUGAUGUAGGUCUUUCUACAAAUAAAAAAGAAAUCCUAAAGAAACUCUUAGUACCUUAUAUGUCUCUGGUUUUUCCUGUCAGAAGAGGGGAAGCAGUUUUCAGAUUCACUAGACAAUCUCAUGAAGCAAACUGUGCUCAUGAGAUUUGUAGUAAUGAAUGCAUUAUUCAGCACAAUAAUUCAUAUCUUAGAAGUACAAGACAAUCAAAAUGGUAUCAUAGGUGUUUAAAACAAACUCACCACAUUUUAGCACUUACAGUGGUAAGUAGAGGGUUGUACAACUAUGUGAAAUUGUAUUUAUCUCAACUCCAAAAGAACAGAAGAGUCAUGUGUCUGUGGCAAUCUUACACUACACCUGCUAUGUUUUCAGUCAGUUUGAUUAUCCGCAUUUUAUUACCAUACUUGUGCUAUUCUUUGUAAGGGUAAUCAAGCAGCAGUGCUUAAAUGGAAAUUUGCGUGGCCACAGCAGAAUGUUGUAAGAGAUUACCAAAUGCCAAUGUACAUCAAGUUUUUGGUUCUGUGUGGUUACAUUGGAAAUUACUUGCUCUAAAAUAAAUAAAACCAACAACUGUGACUUGGAAA
Messenger RNA from Corapipo altera (White-ruffed manakin), 6456 nucleotides. RefSeq names its product A-kinase anchor inhibitor 1 (gene AKAIN1). The transcript has 4 exons. The coding region runs from base 2915 to 3196 and encodes 93 amino acids. The record is from RefSeq and is a predicted model, not a curated record. Lineage: Eukaryota; Metazoa; Chordata; Aves; Passeriformes; Pipridae.